Capsella rubella is the source of this 4185-nucleotide messenger RNA. Its product is annotated as FIP1[V]-like protein. Gene Ontology annotation, biological process: mRNA processing. The coding region runs from base 153 to 3767 and encodes 1204 amino acids. NCBI's taxonomy places the organism in Eukaryota, Viridiplantae, Streptophyta, Magnoliopsida, Brassicales, Brassicaceae. The transcript is spliced from 8 exons. The record is from RefSeq and is a predicted model, not a curated record.
GUAAAUAGGUGUAUAAAAAAAAGGCCCUAGCGAUGAUAAAAAGGAGCCGAGACUUGAGAAGAAGCCCUUAGCUUCACCGUCUCUCUCUUUGCUCUCGUGUGCUUCAUUCGAAAUCGGCCGUUCUUCUUCUUCUUCCAAUCUACCUCACUCCAAUGGACGAAGACGACGAGUUCGGAGAUCUGUACUCCGACGUUCUCCAGCCGUUUCAAACUCCCGUUGUUCUUCCUCCUCCGCCUCCGCUUCCCCACCGUUCAAUCGACCUUAACCUCCGAUCCCAAGAUCAAGACGUGGCAGAAGCUAAUUCAGCUUCAGUCUCUAGGGUUUCGGGCAACGAUGCUUCCAAAUUAUCCAUCACUCGGCAAGCAAUUGCCGAUGGUGGCGGCGACGAGAAGGACAUGAGCUUUGAUAUCGAAGAACCCGAUGCCGAUUCUACACCCACGAUUCCUGGUCUUUUCGUUGCCGCUUCUGGAGCUGGAGCGUUACCUGGUCUGUCUACAGAUCGAGGCGUUUCGCAAGUUACGGCAAGAAUUGAGCAGGCUGGUGGUGGCGACGGAGGCUACGGAGGACAGGGAGAAGGCGAUGAUUGGGAUAGCGACAGUGAAGAUGAUUUGCAGAUAGUAUUGAAUGAUAGUAGCCGCAACGCCAUGAUCGGAGGAGCUGAUAGAAGAUCAAGGAUGGGAGACAACGAAGAUGACGAUGACGAAGAUGAUGAAGAACCACUUGUUAUAGUCGCCGACACGGACCCAAAUCAACCUAUGGAGGAGCAGCACUGGGGAGAAGAUGGUCUGCAAGGUAUCGAAGGAGAUGGCAAAGAUGGAGGAGAAGCUGGAAAAGGGAGUGGACCAGGAGGUGCUACUGGACCGCCCAAAGCUGGGUAUAGCAGUCAUGGGUAUCAUCCGUUUCAUUCUCAGUUUAAGUAUGUAAGACCAGGGGCAGCCCCUAUUCCUGGAGGUGCUGCAUCUACUGGUGGGACCUCAGGUCAAGUUCGUCCACCUGCCAACCUUGGUCCUGCUGGUCGUGGCAGAGGAGAUUGGCGUCCACUGGGAAUGAGGAAUGCUUCUGCUGCACAGAAAGGCUUCCAUCAGUCCUGGGGUAGUAAUACAGCAGGGCGGGGACUGGACUUUACUCUCCCCUCUCACAAGACUAUAUUUGAGGUCGACAUAGAGAGUUUCGAGGAAAAGCCCUGGAGAUAUCCAGGAAUUGAUAUGACAGACUACUAUAACUUUGGACUAAACGAGGAGAGCUGGAAAGACUAUUGCAAACAGCUGGACCAACACCGUAUAGAGACCACAAUGCAAAGCAGAAUACGUGUUUAUGAAAGCGGUAGAACGGAUCAGGGUUAUGAUCCAGAUCUACCCCCAGAGUUAGCUGCAGCAACAGGAGCGCAGGGUGUUCCUGUUGAUUCUUCAAAUUUAGUGAAGCCAGACUCUGUUCAAGGUGAUUCAGCUAAAGUACCAGCCAAUGUUCGGCCUUCACUGCCCCCUGGAAGACCAAUACCUGUGGAGACUGGUUCUGGUGAACGUCUGCCAUCCAUUGAUACGCGUGCACCUCGAAUGCGUGAUCUAGAUGCUAUCAUUGAGAUUGUAUGUCAGGAUUCGCAUGAGGAUGAACCCUCAGGGGAAAAUGGUGCAGACCAAGCCGAUAGUAGCCUUCCUGGAGAAAAUGUCUCAGUUGAGAAUAGUUAUGUUAAGAGCAGGAGACCUGAUACGGAAUCUGCUGAACGUAGUCCUGCCCAGGAUGAGCCACAGAAAGAUCUUCUCAAAAAGCAAGACGAUGAGAUCUCUAGAAGCACGGAUGAUAGUGGCCAGAGUUUUCGCUCAUCGUCUCCUGUUGGGUCUCCUGUUGGGUCUCCUGUCGGGUCUCCUGUCGGGGACAGAGGCACAAGGUCAUCAAGUGUUGAUCGCGAAGAUGUGGGAGAUGAAGUUGGCAAAGAUGCGGAUAUGGAGGAGGAGCAUAAAGUGAGUUCUACAGUCCCUCAGUCAGCAGUUCAAGAAGAUGAUGGAGGGGAAUCAAAGACGGAGAGAAGUAGUGAAAGCAGCAAAGCAAGAUCUGGAAGUCACAGAGACUAUCCGCAACUGAAAGAUGGGGUAGAAGAAGAAGUUAUUCAAGAUAAACAUUAUGCCCGACCAGCUAGUAAUAGGAAACAGCACGAUAACAAUGCACCUUACCAGAGCAGAAAGAAUCAGGACAGAGGGAAGGAGAUGGAAAGAACACGAGCGGCGAGCAAAGGUGGUAGAGAGAAUUCUAAUCCCCACAUGGAGCUGGAUUCUAGUUAUAUCUACUCAAUUGCAAAUCGCGAAGAUUUUGAUAGAAGAAAAGAGCGAGAUGUUGAUGGCGGGGUGUGGCGCAGGACAGAGGAUGACCCAUACAGUAGAAGAGGUGGGGAUGAGGGGUCUAGAAAAAGGGAUCGUGAAGAUGAUCCGGGCUCUAGGCAGAGGGGUAAAAUGCGAGAGAAUGAAAUACGCAGCAAAGAUGAUCAUGUUCCUUCCAGAAAGCAUAUGGAUGAUGUUGGCCGAAAUAUUUAUGAAGUGGAUGAUCACAUUAACAAGAGGAGGAAGGAUGAAGAAUACUUGAGAAGAAGCCGGCCAGAAAAAAGUGAAAUCCCAUAUGGUCAAAGAGAAUCAAUCAGCCGCCUGAAACGAGAACGUGAUGAUAGGAUGGAGCAUCAAAAGAGAGAUUUCCAACAUAAAAUCAGAGAUGAUUUUGACGACCAUAGUUCUCUCAGGCAUAGAGAUGAUUUUUAUAUGCAGAGAGAUGGAAACGAGAGGUUGAGGGAGCGUGAGGAUAAACCAAUGCACGAGGAUGGUUUAUCAGCACGAGGAAGAGAGAGGCAGGUGGCUGUACGGGCCCACAGAGGUUCCGAAGACCGAUCAUCAAGGAUGAAAGAUGAAUAUAAAGCUUCUGACAAAGAGCAUCUCACCAAAGAUACAACAAGGCAUACUAAACAGACAAAGAGAAGGGACUACCCUGGUGAAGAAAGUUCUUCCCAUCAUAGAGGAUAUGAAGACUUCUCUGCACGCACAGAUGACAUUGUUAGUAAUGAGAAAAAACCAAGGCAUGAGAGGACAGGUGCUAAAAAUGACAAGGUUAUUGAUACUUUGGAUGCCCAGCGAUUGCUAGACAGAAAACAUAAAGAUUCUAGACGAAAAAUUAAAGAACAGCGAGAGGGCACAGAAUCAUUAAGGGGCAAGCAAGGGGAGCAAAAUGGCAAUUCUGUAGUGACAGUCUCAAAAGGAACCAGCGAAGCAAAGAACUGCAGGAAUGAGAUCUCACAGCAACCUAAUGCCACCAAAAGACACAAGGAAAACGCAUCCUCUGGUGAUGAGAUACACGAUUCAAAGAGAGGACGUACAAAACUGGAGCGUUGGGCAAGCCACAAAGAGAGAGAUGAUGCUGUCUCUGCCAAGUCAUCAUCCAUUUCCACAAAACUUCAAGAGAACGAAAAAAAUACUAAUGGCCGGCUUAGUGAACCUGUUACUGGGUCUAUUGGUAAGAAUCGGGAUGUAAGUGAAGAGAAAAGUGGCCAUGACCUUGCAGAGACCAAAGAUGGAAGCGAGAAGGGACCAGGAGACCGGCACUUGGACACGGUUGAGAAACUCAAGAAACGCAGUGAAAGAUUCAAGCUUCCAAUGUCCACGGAGAAAGACACCACGGGAGUAAAGAAAAUGGAGUCUGAGACGCUGCCCUCUGCAAAAAUAGAAGGCCCUGUGGAUCCAGAAGUGAAAGCAGAACGGCCAGCAAGGAAAAGACGGUGGACAAGUAGCUGAAAGUCAUAAACUGGAGCUGAAAUAAAAAGCGAGGAAGUGGCUCUCUUCGGCUGGGUUGAGGGAUAGUUUGAUUCUCCAUGUAGCUUCUGAUGCUUAAACGAAUUAUGAGAUUCUCCCAUCCCGCAGAGCAGUUGUGGCGAUAAUGCGAUGGAGGAUCAAGCGCAAUAGAGAUUAAUUAGAAGACUAGGGAGAGUGUGUAUGGGAGGAGCUAAGUUGUGUAAGAAUAGAAAGAGAAUACGCAUAAGGAUGACUCGAGAGAAUACUCUUGUAGUAGUUGAUGUAACUUUUAUCAAAGAUUAUUGGUCUUUUAGUUUUGUUCUUAUACUAAGCGCCUCCGGAGAGAGCGAGAAUAUUUAUUAAAAAACGGCACUCUGUAUUAUAUAUUGUAGUAAUUUCGUUAUAAUAUUUUGUAAUCGUC